CGCGCGAUUAUCAGCAUGGAACUGCUUUCGUUGAAUUUUUUUCUAUAUACUAUGGGAGGCAUAUGGCGACCGGUCGAGUGGACGUCAGGCUGCGCCAAGUUGUUGUACAACGUAUUCAGCUUUUGCACAAUAGUUCCGAUAUACUUCUUCAUGCUGACCCAAUUCAUGGAUCUCGUUCUCGUGGUCGAUAACGUGGACGACUUCAUCACGAAUUCCAUCAUGUUCAUGACCAUCGUCGCUAUUUGCUGCAAGGCGACGACCGUGAUGUUGCGUCGCGAUGUGAUCAUCGACCUGGUGCAGACAUUGUCGCGGGAGCCGUGUAAGCCUCAGGACGCGGACGAGGUGGCGAUACAGACGAAGUUCGACGAGUUCAUCAGGUCGUGCUCGAUCAAGUACUCGCUUCUCGCCACUAGCUCCCUUACGUGCGUUACCGUCAGAUCGGUGCUAAACGCCAUGCAGGGUAUCUUGCCUUACAGAGCGUGGUUGCCAUACGACUUAACUUUAUCCUUCGCUUUCUGGAUCACGUCGAUUCAGCAGAUGAUGUCCGUGACCUUCGCCACCAUCAUCAGCACCGGCACGGAGACCCUCGUGUUCGGACUGUUUCUGCAAACAUGCGCGCAACUCGAGAUCUUCGAGAGGCGUCUGCACAAACUGGUGAUCGGCAGGACGGCUGGAAAAGCCGCUGGCGGGCAGCCGGAGUGCUCUUCGGCCGAUCCACCGCUUCAUGAGAAGGAGAUGAUUUCCGGCUACAUACGUCAUCACCUUGGUAUUUACGAGUACGCCAGAGCGGUUAACAGCGUGUUCAACCAGAUAUUCUUCGUGCAAUUCUUCGGCAGUAUAUUGGUACUGUGCACCAAUGUGUAUUACUUGUCAUCUCACAUUACGGAAUUCGCGACUGCGACAUUGGUAAUAUACACCAUCUGCAUGUUUGUGCAAAUUUAUGUCUAUUGCUGGUCCGGGAACGAGGUCAUACUUAAGAGUACGAAUGUAGGAGACGCGAUAUACCACACGGACUGGCCUCUGCUGACGAUCAGCGAGAAGAAAGAUCUGCUGAUGAUCAUGAUACGUAGUACAAUUCCUAUCAAAUUCACCAGCAGUUUCCUCAUAACCCUCUCUCUGCAGUCUUACAGUAACAUUUUGAAAACGUCGUACUCGGCGUUCAACGUGCUGCAACAGUCGUGAGGUGGAAACGGCCGAGAGUAGCGCGAGACUGCGCUCGAAAGUAACGAUAAGGAUAACAGCGCUGUAGUAUACAAUAAUAGAGGUUACGUGAAUUUCAAAAUC
Messenger RNA from Harpegnathos saltator (Jerdon's jumping ant), 1284 nucleotides. RefSeq names its product odorant receptor 46a. The transcript is spliced from 5 exons. Lineage: Eukaryota; Metazoa; Arthropoda; Insecta; Hymenoptera; Formicidae. Gene Ontology annotation, molecular function: olfactory receptor activity; odorant binding. Gene Ontology annotation, biological process: sensory perception of smell; detection of chemical stimulus involved in sensory perception of smell. The coding region runs from base 16 to 1182 and encodes 388 amino acids. Gene Ontology annotation, cellular component: plasma membrane. The record is from RefSeq and is a predicted model, not a curated record.